AUGGCUGUUCCACCCUCCUCACGCCUGUCAGCACCAUCACCAAAUGCAACGCUACGCGACGACAGCUAUCGUUUGCACAGUGCAUGGAUGCCAUCAUUCCCUGAAGAUGAUGAGGAGUCCACCACCCUUAUUACUCUUCGUAUUGCUCAGGAACCGGGAGAGCUCACUCGGCAUCGCGCCAUGCUUGCCAUCAUCUCUCAGUGUCUGGUGGACGGUGUCUCAGAGGCGACGUGGCACGGACGAACUGAUUCUCCUCCCGAUUGGUUGACUAUUUGGUUGAACUGGUGUCACACUGUGAUGAAUGUCUCACCUCCUGCUGGAGGGUCCGCAAACGGUUAUCAAUUGACAUGGUGUUUGCAACCAAAGAUGAUCACACCGUCAGUAGCUGAGCUCAUUGAUCUGUUCGAUGCAGAGGGGGCGUUCAUUUUUGUGGAACGCUGCGAUAGUGAAAAGCCAAGGUUCCAUGUGGAAAAGACAAGCACCAUCCAGGGGUCAGGUGGUCACUUUCCAACCAGGGCAGAUGCUGGCGCGCUGAUUGCGCCCGAUCUGCUGUUUGACAUGCCCGUGAUGCUUGCAGACAUGGCACGCAGCUUAGCCAACGACAUCAGUGUGGCCAUAAUUUAUGCCUACACAGAAGAUCUCGCAGCCCGCCUGGUCUCUGAGGCCAUGAAACUCGAGAACGCACCAUUCGUGUCAGGCAGAGGCCACGUCAUGGACUUAAUUAUGCGGAAUGGUACUAGUACUUCAGGUGCAGGCAGUGGAACCUGA
Messenger RNA from Suillus discolor, 768 nucleotides. RefSeq lists its product as uncharacterized. NCBI's taxonomy places the organism in Eukaryota, Fungi, Basidiomycota, Agaricomycetes, Boletales, Suillaceae. The transcript has 8 exons. The record is from RefSeq and is a predicted model, not a curated record. Bases 1 to 768 code for a protein of 255 amino acids.